CUAAAAAAAUUCAAAACCAUUCCCACUCCACCCACUUCCUCCUUCGUUCCUAAAUCCUAUCUAAUCCUAUCUCUUUCGGUCUUUCCUUCUUAUUUUAACUAGAUUCUUUCCUCUUGCUUCCCACGCAUUUCACACUUCCGCUUCCUCCCUCCAGCCGCCACUCUCACUCUUUCACGUUUUUCAUGAAUUUUCUCCUUUCCUCGUUUUCCUAAAAAUAUUCAACACAAUGAUAAAUCUUUGGUCUUCUGAUGAUAUUCAUGGAUCCUCAUCUUUAUCAAUCAUGGAUACUCUCAUCCCUUCUUCUAAUACUACUACCACUUCUCAAGAUACCCUCCAUACCCGUCUUCAAGCUUUGAUUGAUACCCCUGUUACAUCCCGAGGUGAGACCUGGACUUAUGCUAUUUUUUGGCAAUAUAGUGUUGAUUAUUCGGGUCAAGCUUUACUUGGGUGGGGUGAUGGAUAUUAUAGAGGUGAAGAGAAUAAAACCCGAAAAGAUAACCCUGCUAGUAAUCGGGUUUCCCAGGAUUUAGCUGAGCAAGAACAUAGGAAACGGGUGCUCCGUGAGUUGAAUUCACUCAUUUCUGGAUCUCCGGCUAAUGAAGAUUCUGCUGUGGAAGAGGAAGUUACUGAUACUGAAUGGUUUUUCCUCAUUUCUAUGACCCAUUCUUUUGCUAGUGGUGAGGAUUUACCGGGUCAAGCCCAUUUGAGCGCGACUCCGAUUUGGGCUGCGGGUUCUGACCGGCUUUCGACUUCACCUUGUAAUCGGGCCAAACAAGGGUCAUGCUUCGGACUUCAAACCAUGGUGUCGAUACCGGUUUUGAAUGGAGUACUCGAGUUAGGGUCGACGGAUGUGAUUUUACAGUGUCCUGAUUUGAUGAAUAAGGUUAGGGUUUUGUUCUGUUUUGGUUCCGGUCCUGGUGAUCCGAGUGCCUGGUCCGUACCCGUAUCCGUUUCUGUACCGGUACCGGAACCGGAACCGGCACCGGUUCUUUCCGUUGAAAGUGACCCAACUGCGAUGUGGAUCAAUGACCCGAAUCCACCAGAGGUCGUGAAGGAAAUAAGGAAUACACCAACCCCGCCGCCGCCGCCACCUCAGCAGCCGCAAUUGAAAGUGAUUAAUUUGGAUAAUCCGAUUAAAAACAACAACCCAGUUGAGAUUCAAACUUCUCAACAAAAGCCAGGGUUUUUUACCAGAGAAUUGAAUUUUUCUGAGUAUGCCGGGUUAAAUGGAAGCGGGUCAAAGAGUAAUGGAGGUUUAAAACCCGAAUCUGGAGAGCUAUUGAGUUUUGGUGGAGGUGAUAGCAAAAGAAGUAGUACUACAAAUUCGAAUGGAAAUGUGGGUAUCUUCGGUUCGAAUUCACAGUUCAUAAUUGAUGAUUGUAACAGCAAGAAGAAACGAUCCCCAAAUUCGAGAGGCAGUAAUGACGAAGGAAUCAUGUCUUUUACAUCUGGGGUGAUAAUGGCGUCGUCAGGGAUUGGAAAAUCAAGCAACAAUGGCGGAGCUGAUUCAGAGCAUUCCGAUUUAGAAGCGUCGGUAAAAGAAGUGGAUAGUUGUAUACUAGUAGCUGAGCCAGAAAAACGUCCGAGAAAACGAGGCCGAAAACCGGCUAACGGAAGAGAAGAGCCAUUAAAUCACGUCGAGGCAGAGAGACAACGGCGUGAGAAGCUAAACCAGAGGUUCUACGCUUUACGAGCUGUUGUCCCUAAUGUGUCGAAAAUGGAUAAAGCGUCGCUCUUAGGCGACGCCAUAUCCUACAUUAAUGAGCUUAAGGCAAAGCUUCAAGAUUUUUCGUCGGAAAAAGAAGCAUUGAUAGCUCAAGUAGAAGGGCUAAAGCGAGAAUUAGCCACUAAAAAUGGGCCGACAUCACAACCACCGCCAUCACCACCAACGAAUCUCGAAAAUGAUCUAAAGGUGUUGGGAGGCCAAACACUAAUAGAUUUAGAGAUUGAUGUGAAGAUAAUUGGAUGGGAAGCAAUGAUUAGAGUGAAUUGUAACAAGAAAAACCACCCAGCUGCAAGGCUAAUGGCAGCCUUAAAAGAAUUGGAUUUGGAUGUAUCACAUGCUAGUGUUUCUGUUGUUAAUGAAUUGAUGAUCCAACAAGCAACUGUAAAAAUGGGUAAUAGAUAUUAUAGUCAAGAUCAAUUAAGAAUGAUCUUAGCUUCUAAAAUAUCAGCUCCCAGAUAAGAAAAUCAGAGAUUUGAAGCAGAAGAUUAGUUGUAUUGAUGAUUAUUAUUUUUGUGUAUGUUGUUCAUAUUAGUCAUUAUUGAACCUUGUAUGAUAUAUUAUUGUUGGGUAGUGUAUAAUUAAUCUUAGUUUUAGCUUAAGGGAACUCCAGUUUUUAGAUUGUAUUAGUGUCAUGUAGGAAACAGGAGCUGGGUUUUGGUUUAUAUCAUGAACACCAAUUUAUGUAAAUGGAAAUAAGAACUUAGCUCCAAUUCUCAA
Molecule: messenger RNA, 2443 nt
Organism: Amaranthus tricolor (Joseph's coat)
Lineage: Eukaryota; Viridiplantae; Streptophyta; Magnoliopsida; Caryophyllales; Amaranthaceae
Product: transcription factor MYC2-like
Exons: 1
Coding region: 227-2185 (652 amino acids)
Biological process (GO): regulation of DNA-templated transcription
Cellular component (GO): nucleus
Molecular function (GO): protein dimerization activity; transcription cis-regulatory region binding; DNA-binding transcription factor activity
Source: RefSeq, a predicted model, not a curated record